CUCAUACCACAUCUAUCGACAAGCUAAACGCGUUAAAAAAUACAGUCUAUGUUUAAAACGGGCAUUCUUAUAACUUAGCUGCAGUCAAGGUGCCAGACUGUGCAGGGCUCUAAAUGUGAAAACAAGCACUUUAAACUGAACCUGAUGGGGAGCCAAUGUAACGAUGACGGGAUGGAUGCGGUCUGACUUGUCUUGCUAGACCUGGUCAACAGCCUUGCUGCACUUGAGAUGUUAACACAAACAUGGUUACACAAACAUCUCAAGUCAACCUUUUGCAGCAGCAACAUUUACUAGGUGAAACUCAGCAUGAUGGAGAGAGUGCUCUUAUUUGGACUCCUGGCUAUAGCUGCUUCAUACACUAUACCAGUUUCCCCCAAGGUACAUGAAGUGUAUAACAAUGGUGAGGAUGAGAACCCCAUCCUGAACGCAGGAUCAGAUGCCAACCUGAUUGAAGGGGACAUUUUAAUUCCUAAAGGAAGGAAUGCCCUGAUUGACAAAAGAUACAGAUGGAAAUUUCCAAUCCCUUACAUUCUGGGUGAUGAUUUGGAUCUGAAUGCCAAGGGUUGCGUCCACCAGGCUUUUGAAAUGUACCGGCUGAAGUCUUGUAUUGACUUCAAGCCUUAUGAGGGAGAGAAGACAUUCAUCAAGUUCGAGAAGAGAGGAGGGUGUUUCUCCAGCGUCGGUGACCAGCAGACUGGUCAGAUUCUAUCUUUGGGGCCGGGUUGUGACCACAAGGCGGUGAUUGAACAUGAACUACUCCACGCACUGGGAUUUUACCACGAACAGUCCCGAACAGACAGAGAUGAUUAUGUUGAUAUCUGGCUGGAUCAGGUCACACCUGGUCUUGAACACAACUUCAACAAAUACAACGAUGACUACAUCACCGAUCAAAACACGGCGUAUGACUACGAGUCCAUCAUGCAUUACAGGCCCUUCUCCUUCAAUAAGAAUGAAUCCAUCCCCACUGUCACCACCAAAAUCCCAGAGUUCUACAACAUCAUUGGCCAGUACCUCGACUUCAGCAAGAUGGACACCCUCAGGCUCAACCGGAUGUACAACUGCUCUGGUCCUCUCACCCUGCUGGAUCAGUGCUCUUUUGAGUAUGCCAGCAUCUGUGGGAUGAUCCAGUCCUCCUCUGAUGAUGCUGACUGGGUCCAUACCAAAAGCAGUGAGGGUGCAGAGGAUCACACACUCCUUGGAAAAUGCAGAGAUGCUGGGUAUUUCAUGCAGCUCAGUACCAUGACUGGGAAGCCUCAGGAGUCUGCUCUGCUGGAAUCCCGAACCCUCUACCCCAAGAGGGCGCUUCAGUGUCUGCAGUUCUUCUACAAGAUGACUGGAAGCUCCAAGGACAGGCUGGUGAUCUGGGUCAAAGUGGAUGAUGGCACAGGCACCGUUCGUAGAAUGAAGAAAAUACACACCUUUUAUGCGGAUUCUGACCACACAUGGAAGAUCGCCCAUGUCGCAAUGGAGGUAGGCGUGAAAUUCCGCUAUGCUUUCCAAGCUGUGCGUGGUGAUCCCUCUGCAUCCACCGGUGGCAUCUACAUCGACGACAUAAGCCUGACUGAGACACGCUGCCCGAACGGCGUGUGGAGGAUCCAGAACUUCUCCAAGAUCAUGGAAACGGCUGACAUCAACACAGUUAUUGACAGCCCUCGUUUCUACAGCCCCGAAGGCUAUGGUUACGGCGUCCGCGUCGUGCCGUUGUCGAGUUACACUGAUUACACGGGGAACUAUACUGGGCUGUACUUCCACCUGGCCAGCGGUGACAAUGAUGUGGUGAUGCAGUGGCCAGCGGUGAACAGACAGGCCACCUUGGUGGUGAUGGACCAAGACCCAGACAUUAAGCUGAGGAUGUCCACCGCGCGCAGCCUCACAACUGAUACGAUGAAGAAUUCAGAUGGAGAGUUGUUUUGGGACAAUCCUUCUAAGGUGGGGACGUUUGACCCUUCCUGUAAAUGCUACAGAGGUGAAUCGUGGGGCUGGAGUAACUUUGUCAAGCACUUCGACCUCAGGCGGCGUAAUUACCUCAAGAACGAUGACCUCAUCAUCUUCAUCGACUUUGACGAUAUAACAUCGCUGAUUAAAACAGAAGUUCCCAUUGAGCCAAAGGAGUGAUGUCACACAUGAUUUUAUAUCAUGAGUAACUGGAGAUGCAAAAUAUGCAGCUGGGAUGAGAACAACCUUUGAAGAUGAAGAAAGGAUGGAUAAUUACUGCUGUGACAUCAGAAUACUACACAUAAUUUACAAAAUAUUGACUGUGAAGUUAUAUUUGUUUUAUAAUCUAUAUAUAUAAGUAGAAAUAUAUAUCAAGCUUUGGAAAAAGGUCAUCAUUUUGAACAA
Messenger RNA from Micropterus dolomieu (smallmouth bass), 2340 nucleotides. It is a transcript of the gene mep1a.1, whose product is annotated as meprin A, alpha (PABA peptide hydrolase), tandem duplicate 1. Lineage: Eukaryota; Metazoa; Chordata; Actinopteri; Centrarchiformes; Centrarchidae. Bases 307 to 2115 code for a protein of 602 amino acids. The record is from RefSeq and is a predicted model, not a curated record. Gene Ontology annotation, biological process: proteolysis. The transcript is spliced from 16 exons. Gene Ontology annotation, molecular function: zinc ion binding; metalloendopeptidase activity; protein binding. Gene Ontology annotation, cellular component: membrane.